Messenger RNA from Linum tenue, 1299 nucleotides. NCBI's taxonomy places the organism in Eukaryota, Viridiplantae, Streptophyta, Magnoliopsida, Malpighiales, Linaceae. The record is from the annotation of a GenBank genome assembly.
AAAAAAACAGAGGCCGACUCAGAUAGCUUGAACCGCCUCAGAAUUAAUUCUACCGCUGUAAUCAAGUCGGCGGGAACGAGAGAUUUAAAGGGUUUCCUUCCUUUCUUACGUUCAUUCAUUCAUUCACUCCAACCAAAAAAAAAAAAAAAAAAAGAAGCAAAGAUCCCAUUUUUAUUUCCCCUGUUUCUUGCUUCCCCUGUUUUCCACCAUCCCCUGUUUUCCUCUUUGCAUGGUUGUGGGUUCGUUGAUAUGCACCCUGUACGUGAUUAUAGUAAUAACGGAAGUAAGAGGAAGAUGAAGGAAGAAGAAGAAGAUGAUGGGAACGGUGGCGGUGAGCUAAUUGGUCCGCCAUUAAUGGCGGAGGAAGUGGUGAAGAAUACUCCCAGGCACAUGCUGAUGUCGACGGAGAGCGAGAUGGAGGCGAUGGUCUCCGCUUUGACCCACGUCGUGGCUUCCGGCGGUGGUGGAGGAAGUGGUGAUCAAUUUCGCUACGAGAAUGAUGGGUUUGGGUUAUUUGGAGCUCCUCCUUUUCUUCAACAACAUAAUCAAUAUCGUCAUGUCGAUUUUCUACUUUCUCAACAAGCUGCGGCACGACCUUCGCCAUCUCCAUUAGCUGCACAAGGAGCAGCGCCGAUGACGAGCAAUAGUACAACCACGGUGGUGUACGAACACACUCCGACCCCAUCGUCCGGCCACCACGGACCGGCAGCGGCAGAGGAAGGCAGCAGCGGGAGGAAGUACAGGGGAGUGAGGAGGCGGCCAUGGGGGAAAUGGGCGGCGGAGAUUCGAGACCCGUUCAAGGCCGCCAGAGUGUGGCUGGGGACGUUCGACACGGCGGAGGCGGCGGCCAGAGCGUACGACGAGGCCGCAUUGAGGUUCAGAGGCAGCAAGGCCAAACUCAACUUCCCGGAGAACGUCAAGCUCCGGACCAUCAACACAAGCAGCACCACGAGCAGCAGCAGCGGCGUGACUACUGCUGCUGCAGUUCCUCAUUAUGCUCACCACCACAACAACAACAACCAGACAAGGUUCAUGAGCUUGUUGAACAUGAACCGCGGCGGCGGCAAUCGGCAGCAGCAGCCGUCGAAUUCGACUUCUCAGCUGGUGCUGGGAGUCGGAGGAUACUACGAUCAUCAUCAUCAUCAAUCCUCGUCGCAGCUGUCUGAUCAGGCGUCGUCGACGUAUCUCGACCAGCUGCCAAUGCAGGCGUAUUACCCUCUGCUGCCGGAUUUCCAGCAGAGUUCGCCGUGGCCGGCGACCCCGUCUUGUAAUAGUGGUGGCGAUUCUCCUUCAGGAUAG